Stylophora pistillata is the source of this 1212-nucleotide messenger RNA. RefSeq lists its product as uncharacterized. NCBI's taxonomy places the organism in Eukaryota, Metazoa, Cnidaria, Anthozoa, Scleractinia, Pocilloporidae. The record is from RefSeq and is a predicted model, not a curated record.
UUGAACACUAAAAUCAAGAUGGAGGUAUAAAGAGAAGCGUGUGUUACACCUCGUGAAUUAUUCUGCCUGCAUUCUGCCCUAGAGACAUCGAAUGAUGAGAAAUAUUGUAUUUGCCUAAAAUUCUUCAGUUUACUUAAAAAAUUUACUGUACUCCACCAGUUGACUGACAGUGGAAUUGACAUUACCUCCUGUCGAAAGAUACCUGCCACAGUGCAAAAUGGCUGCCGCGACAUAUCAAGGAUCUGUUCCUACAAGAAGGGAAGAGACAGGAAGGCAGCUUCAAACUAGAGUCCUUCACAGCAAUCAAGUAUAUCCUCAAGAUAAACAAAUGAUGCCAACAAGACAAUCGAUUGCUUGCACAAAAGCAACAGAGUGCCCCUUGGGGAGUAAGGGCGAGAGGACAGGGAAAGAACAAGAGCUUUUAGAUUUAGAGUUCAUCGAUAAAAUGAUGGAAUAUGGAAAAUUUAAACACAUCUUACAAGCGCGUUUAGAGGAAAUGCGAAAGAUUGAAGCAUUUGUGGAGAGGGAUAUAGAAGACCUACAAAGAGAUUAUGAGAAGACUAAGAAAGCCACAAAGGAGAAGUUAGAAGAGCUGAUUAAGCUUAGAGCAUUUGUGGAGAGGGAUAUAGAAGAUCUACAAAGAGAUUAUGAGAAGACUAAGAAAGCCACAAAGGAGAAGAUUGAAGAACUGGAUGAGCUUAGAGAGUGUGCGGAAAGGUAUGAAAAAGAGCUCAUGGAAGUCAUUGAAGAUGAUGAAGAGAAAUGGAAAGACCAUAGAGGUUUAAACAAAGAGGAUCAUUUUGAGAAUGACGAAAAAUUGCCAGUCGAUUCACAUAAACGCACGCUACUACAAAGACUGAAAGGUCGCUGCUGUAAUGGCCCGUGAUCUUGUUUCUCGUGCGGGGGAAAUCAACUUUAAAAGAGUUAAUGUCAGUAGAAUGGUCCCAGUUUAUUGUUUCUAGAUGAGAACCGAUACAAUUCUGAUUUCAUUUAAGACUUACGUUAACUUGCAUAACUGACUGACUGACUGAUACGAAUGUGGAAGGUUGUGAACUCAGUGCGAUGACCUCAUAUGUACCCCUCCUGUAACCGACGGUAACUGUGGCAAAGUGAUUUGGUUCAAUUCCAGUCACACAUGACCGAAAAACUACUUUCCCUACCCAUCCGUCUAUAUGUUGAAGCUUAGUGGGGAGAUACAACACUCUAACUAUA